GAGGAGAAGGCACAAUUUUUAUCAUUUGAAGAGUGGAAGAGAAAGAAAGGUGUGGAUUCACAUUCAGGUCAACAAAAAGAACCUGAAACUUAUCUCAAUAGAAUUCCUAAAACCCCCAAUGUUAAAGAUUCAAUUGGUGAAGAGAUGGAGAUUGAUAUUUCUAAUUUUUUCGAUGGUGGAUCAGUAGAACCUGAAGGUAAAAUUUAUAAAGAUAAAUUUAAUUUUGCAUCAUUUGAUUGUGCAGCUACUAUUGUGAAAACAAAUAGUGAAGCUAAAGGUGCUACAUCCAUUUUAUUUGAAAAUAAAGAUUCAUACUUAUUAAAUCCAUGUUCUGCACCAAAUAAAUUUGUUGUUAUUGAAUUAUGUCAAGAUAUUUUAGUUGAUAGUGUUGUUAUGGGUAAUUUUGAAUUUUUUUCUUCAACUUUUAAAAAAAUUCAAAUAUCUGUUAGUGAAACAUUCCCUGUUGCACAAAAUGGGUGGAAAAUUUUAGGUCAAUUUGAUGCUAAAGAUAUUCGAGAUUUCCAAACUUUUCAAAUUGAAAAUCCAAUGAUUUGGGCAAAAUAUUUUAGAGUGGAAAUUUUAGAACAUUAUGGGUCUGAAUUUUAUUGUCCAUUAUCUGUUGUUAGAGUUCAUGGUAGAACAAUGAUGCAAGAAUAUAAACAAGAAGAGGCAUUACAGAAAUCAAAUACAGCUGCAAAGGAAUUAGAAUCAAGUGGAAUUAAGGAAGAACAAGAUAAAACUAAAGCUGAAGAAGCUAUAAAUAUUCAAAAAAAUUUAACAAAUUUAACAGAUGAAGAAAUUAAUGAUGAAUGUUUAGUUUCCUUACCUCAAUUAAAAUUUGAUGAACUAUUUGAUGUCUUCCAACAAACUGAUAAAUGUGAAACAAUUGAAUUAUAUGAUAACAAGAGUUCAUCAAUACCAGUCUCAACACAAUCCCCUAAUGUUAAUACAAACACUGGUACUCAAGAGUCUAUUUAUAAAAACAUUAUGAAGAGAUUAUCAUUAUUAGAAUCAAAUGCAACUUUAUCAGUGUUGUAUAUUGAAGAACAAAGUAAAUUAUUAUCCACAGCUUUUUCAAAUUUGGAAAAAAAGCAAUCUUUAAAAUUUGACAAGUUGAUUGAUACUUUUAAUACUUCAAUUUAUAAUCAAUUGGAAAAUCUGUCAACGUUAUAUUCAUUAUUUCAAAAACAAACUGAUGAAUUAUUAACAAGUCAAAGAUUAAAACAUGAACAUUUAUUAUAUGAUGCUAAUUUGAAAAUUGAAAUUUUGACAAGUGAUUUAAAAUUUCAAAAAAUUCUAAGUUUCAUAAAUGUAUUGGUUGUUAUCUGUGUGUUGAUAUAUGUUGUUAUAACAAGAGAUACAUAUAUUGAAGAACAAUAUGUCAAUGAUGAUAAGUAUUGGAUCAAUGUUUCUAAAAGAAGAAUA
Messenger RNA from Hansenula anomala, 1425 nucleotides. RefSeq names its product Slp1p (gene SLP1). Gene Ontology annotation, cellular component: cytoplasm; membrane. The annotation marks the transcript as partial. NCBI's taxonomy places the organism in Eukaryota, Fungi, Ascomycota, Saccharomycetes, Phaffomycetales, Wickerhamomycetaceae. The record is from RefSeq and is a predicted model, not a curated record. The transcript has 2 exons. Gene Ontology annotation, biological process: protein folding in endoplasmic reticulum.